UUCGAACUGCCGCCCACCCGCUACAAUGACACCGAGGACUUGCUGGAGCAAUACGCAACCUUCAUGCUGGGAAACAUGAAUCAGAGCGUCGAUCCCUGCGAGAAUUUUUAUGAGUAUGCAUGUGGGAACUGGAAAAAGGCAGAGCUGGUGCCCAUCGAGGCUCGCAACGACAGCUUUCUGCAUGCCAUACAAAAGCGUAUUGACACCUACGUGCUUGGCUUUCUCCAAAAUGCCACCGAGUCGGAGCUGCAGGCCUACAAUACCAGCUCUGCGGAGCGCAAGGCAAAGCAGUUCUACGGCAGCUGCAUCAAAAUGAAGAGCAACCUCACAGCGGGCUACCGCUCCCUCUUGGAGUACCAAGAUGAUCGAUAUAGAGCCCAGCGUCCGAACGAGACGAUGGACUGGAUCUACAUUAACUUCAUGUCCCCCUUCGAUAUGUAUCCUCUGCUGCCGCUCAAGGUGCACUACAGUACACCCACGCGUAAGUUCCAUAUCCUGCUUUCAGUGCCACGCAAAGUACUGGGUAGUGUGGACGCCGCCACUCUCAAGAACAUGACGCGGGACUUUCAAAUAGCGGAAGGAGAUCAACAGAAACACUUCAUGGAUGAGUUUCACAACCUCACACAGUUCGAGCGAAACCUGACUGACUUGGUGGUGGCUAGGAACGAGACGGAGCAGCUAUCGCUGGGCGGGUUCCUAGUCAGACACAAGCAGGAUCGUCUGAACUGGACGCGCUACUUCGAGAUGGCGUUCAACGGCACACAGCAGGAGCAUUGGCAAGUGCUUAAUGUUGUGGAUGGUGUUGGCCCCCUCGUGCAUUUCUUGGAGCACACAAAGCUGGACAUGCUACGUGCCUAUGUUCGUUGGCGCGUCUUGCUCAAGUUCUACGCCAUAUGGACGCAGGACAGCACGGACAAGGCACAAGUUGAGCGCGCCUGUCGCGCCCAUGUUGAGAGCUAUUACAACUUUGCCCUGCUGCCUUGGUUCAUAGCCAAUGUGUUCGACAGUCAACGGCGCGCCGACAUAUUGAGUGUGGCCAAGGACAUCAAGGAGACUUUCUAUGAUCUGUUGGAUCGCUACAGCUGGCUCGACGACGAGACCAGGUCCGAGGCAAAAACAAAACUCUUGUCCAUGGAUGUCCUAGUGGGCUACAGCGAUGAGUUGCGCCACCGAUCGCUUAUCGACGAGGUCUACAGCGACAUCAACAUGACUGGAAACUGGUAUGAGGAUCUAAUGGUCCUGGAACGCAAUCGGGCACGCAUUCGCUUGAAGUCUGUGGACAAGGCGCUCAUACCGCUGCUCAUGCCGACUCGAACUGUCAACGCCUACUAUGCGGACUUUCUGAACCUCGCAUUCAUCACCAUUGGCAUGGCGCAGUGGCCUUUCUAUCACAAAGAAUUUCCCCCAGUGCUCAAGUAUGCCGGAAUCGGAAACAUUAUUGGCCACGAGAUGGCCCACGGCUUCGACUCCUAUUGCUACCAAUACAACUAUGAUGGCAAGAAGGUGAACUGGUGGUCGGCGGGCUCGCUGCGAAACUUUAAGGAGCGCUUCCGCUGUCUGGAGUCGCAGUACAACAAAUUCAUACUAAUGGGUGUGCAGACGAAUGGAACUCUGACCUCUGGCGACAACAUCGCCGACAAUGUAGGCACACGUAUGGCCUAUUACGCCUACAAGCGGCGAACCGGGGACAAGGCAUGGGACUUGAAACCGCUGCGUAGUUUGAAGUUCUCCAAUAAGCAGCUGUUCUUCCUGAAAUUCGCCCAGACCUGGUGCUCGGGAAGAGACAGUGCAUCGAAGCUGAAGAGACUGAAAACGGACGUACAUGCCUACGAAGAGUUUCGGGUGACGGGUGUGCUGAGUAAUAUGCCAGAGUUUAGCGAGGCUUUCAAGUGUGAGCUGGGCACGGAGAUGAAUCCGCUGAAAAAGUGCGUGGUAUGGUAG
Molecule: messenger RNA, 1941 nt
Organism: Scaptodrosophila lebanonensis
Lineage: Eukaryota; Metazoa; Arthropoda; Insecta; Diptera; Drosophilidae
Product: neprilysin
Exons: 1
Coding region: 64-1941 (625 amino acids)
Biological process (GO): protein processing
Cellular component (GO): plasma membrane
Molecular function (GO): metalloendopeptidase activity
Source: RefSeq, a predicted model, not a curated record